This is a messenger RNA of Polyodon spathula (Mississippi paddlefish), 3528 nucleotides long. Its product is annotated as mitochondrial import receptor subunit TOM70-like. The coding region runs from base 50 to 1789 and encodes 579 amino acids. Gene Ontology annotation, molecular function: protein binding. The record is from RefSeq and is a predicted model, not a curated record. The transcript is spliced from 12 exons. NCBI's taxonomy places the organism in Eukaryota, Metazoa, Chordata, Actinopteri, Acipenseriformes, Polyodontidae.
UGAGCUCUCUCUCUCAAGCUGUCUUGUGUCUGUAGUGGUGUGCUUCUGUAUGAUGGCGGCCUUGAAGCCUGUGGAGCCGCAGUCUGACACUGGUCUGCCCCGUUGGCAGGUUGCACUCAUGGUCGGAGCACCGAUCCUAAUAGGGGCCGGAGCCGUCUACCUGUGGAACCGCAAUCGGAAGAAGGCGAAGAAAGGCAAGCGCAACGGGGAAAGGAAAACUCCGGAGGGCAGCGCGAGUCCCGUGUCGAAGAUGGAGAGGCCAGACGGGGACCCUGAGGAAAUGAAUCCUCUGGACCGGGCCCAGGCUGCAAAGAAUAAAGGCAACAAGUAUUUCAAGGCAGCAAAGUAUGACCAGGCAAUCCAGUGCUACUCUGAGGCCAUCAGCCGGUGUCCCACUGAGCAGAAGGGAGAUCUCUCCACAUUCUACCAGAACAGAGCUGCAGCAUUUGAACAGCAGCAAAAGUGGCAGGAAGUGGUGGAUGACUGCACACGAGCAGUGGAGCUGAACCCUCGCUACGUAAAGGCGCUAUUCCGACGGGCCAAAGCCCAAGAGCGCCUGGACAACAAGAAACAGUGUUUGGAAGAUGUGACAGCUGUAUGUAUACUAGAAGCAUUCCAGAAUCAGCAGAGCAUGCUUCUGGCAGACAAAGUGCUCAAGCUGCUUGGAAAAGAAAAAGCAAAAGAAAAAUACAAGAACCGGGAGCCCCUGAUGCCGUCUCCUCAGUUCAUCAAGUCGUACUUCAGCUCCUUCACAGACGACAUCAUCUCGCAGCCCCUCCUGAAGGGAGAGAAGGCAGACGAGGAUAAAGAUAAGGAGGGGGAGACAGCCGAGGUCAAAGAGAGCUCUGGCUACCUGAAAGCUAAGCAGUUCAUGGAGGAGGAAAACUACGACAAAAUCAUCAGUGAGUGCACUAAAGAGAUUGAGAGUCGCGGGAAGUACGCAGCAGAGGCUUUGUUACUGCGGGCCACGUUUUACCUGCUGAUUGGCAACGCUACUGCUGCUAAACCAGACCUGGACCAGGUUAUCAACAUGCAGGAAGCCAACGUUAAGCAGCUACGCGCUAAUGCCCUGAUCAAGCGUGGCAGUAUGUACAUGCAGCAGCAGCAGCCCUUGCUUUCCACACAGGACUUCAACAUGGCUGCAGACAUCGAUUCUCAGAAUGCAGACGUGUACCACCACAGAGGCCAGCUGAAGAUCUUGCUUGACCAGGUAGAGGAAGCAGUGGGCGAUUUCGACAAGUGCAUUGUACUGCGUCCAGAUUCUGCUUUAGCACAAGCUCAGAAAUGCUUUGCUCUGUACCGCCAGGCUUACACGGGAAACAGCCCUUCACAAGUCCAGACUGCCAUGGACGGCUUUGAAGACGUCAUUAAAAGAUUCCCAAAUUGUGCAGAGGGGUAUGCACUGUAUGCACAGGCAUUGACAGAUCAGCAGCACUUUGGAAAAGCCAAUGAGAUGUAUAAUAAGUGCAUCGACCUGGAACCAGACAACGCUACUACAUAUGUGCAUAAAGGUUUACUACAGCUCCAGUGGAAGCAAGAUCUUGAUAAAGGUUUAGAUCUGAUCAGCAAAGCCAUUGAGAUCGACAACAAAUGUGAUUUUGCGUAUGAAACAAUGGGGACCAUUGAAGUCCAAAGAGGCAACUUGGAUAAGGCAAUUGACAUGUUCAACAAAGCUAUUAACCUGGCCAAGUCAGAAAUGGAGAUGGCACACCUCUACUCACUGUGUGAUGCUGCUUACGCACAGACAGAAGUGGCUAAGAAAUACGGAUUGAAGCCCCCGACACUGUAACGCUGCAUUCAUGCACUUUCCCGUUCGCUCCACUGCUGACCCUGAAAGUUGUUUUUUCUUUUUUUUUUUUGUUUUGUAUCAGCUGUAUUGAAUGACAAAAUGUUUUCCGUGAUCCUGUAAUUCUAUAUUCGAUGUUUAAGCGUCAAGGGUGUUCGAUGAGAGAGGGUGUAUAAAGCAGCCUGUAAUAGACAAAUACACCUGCCAGGGGAAGGGAAGGUUUUGCUAUUCAACCCCGCCUUACCCUGUCCCGCACUAGAACUUCCAGCACAGCCGUGCAGUUCAAAAUAUGCAUGACUCCCCAACCCCCCUUGUACAUGAUGUUAGGCUUCAGAGAAUCCCCGCUGCCUGUGAAUUAACCCUUUCUACCUUCGUACACCCUUGUCCAGGGGCAGCCACUAAAAUUUAGGGUAGUAUUAAGUCACCUUGCUCCCCCUCCCACCUCCCACCUGUCCAUGCUAAACAACAACUCAUUCUUCCAGUCCAAAUUCCUGGCUGAACCUUGUCCUGGAGGAUUUCUUUGAACCAGUUCAACUACUAAUCAGGCCCUGAAGUCCAAAUAUUUUUUGGGUAUUAACCCAGCAGUUGAAUGGCCUUAAGGACCAGAGUUGCCUUCCACUGCGUAUUCAUACAGCGUAUUACUCAAGGACUUCUGCAAUCUGUGUGUUACUAAAAACUUCAGGGCCUGGUUUGCAGUUUUAAGAGGAUGAAUUCUGGACAUUAAAUGGCCAUCAAGGACCAAUGUUGCCUGUACCUGGUUAAUAGUUACUGAAAACUGUUGUGCUGCACAGGGUGACCCCAUUGUUAUCUUACUCACCCCAUUAUGACACCUUGCAAACUUACAGGCAUCCUCUGCUAAGAUGUAAAGAGUUCAUGAAUCACAGGAGAGCUGUCAAAGAUGUGUUUGCCAAUAUACACACCUUUUUUUGUUUUUGUUUUUUUUAAAUAUGUACAGCAUGUGUGGGUUUUCUCUUAAAUAAAUGUUAAUAUAAUUAUAGUGCUGUAAAAUUGCUUUAUAAUCCAGCCAAUUUGUUAGUGUUGGAUUUUAAUAUGAAAUUCAAAUGUGAGGAGCCAUGAGGGGAAAAUUAAACUGUAUUUCUUAAUGUGCAUUUUAUAUACACUGUAGCUUUGGAAACUGGCUUGUCAAGAAUGGCUUGUGCUGUACUGUAGUUUUGCUGGAGGGGAGCUGGAUGGUAAUCCAGCACUGGACACGCCCAACAAAUCCUGAAUAGCGGCAUCUUUCAGCGAAACAAAAUAUACAUAUAUUCUGGCUAAAAUCCUUUACCCUUUCAUUCUAAUUGGGUGAUAUUUUUUUAAAUUUGUUUUUGUUUUUUUUUAAUUUAUGUAAAUCGCAUUCUUGUAUUUUUCUAGAUAAUGUGAAUGUGUUUCCUUACAGGCAGUACACCUCUAAAUCUGUGAAGGCAAUGUUUGAACACUUCAUGCAUGACAGCCUGACACAAUAAACUGACUGAAGUUAUUGAUUCUAGUAUACAUGCUGCAGGUGAAUCCUUAAAACCAAGCUUCCAGUAGAUCUGUUCAGGUUCUUGUCCUGUGAGUGUUCGGGGGAAUCUCUUCACAUCUGCUAAAGUAAUUCAAACCUGUACAUUGUUUUCUUGUAUUGCGUGUGCGAUUCCAGUCAUUUAUUAGUGAUCAGUACUGGUUGGGUUGGUAUUUGCACAUAUAUUCUGUAUGCAUACUUGAUCGCAACCCAAAAAGCAACCAAUAAACAUGCAUUUUCUGUU